GUCAAAAAAAGUAUAAAAAUUUACUUUUAAUUAAUUUCAUACAAUACAAAAUCGAAAUAAAUCUUUGGGCUUCACAAUACAAUAAAUUUGACGCAGACAAUGGGAAUGAAUUUAUUCGGAGCCACAUUAUUAUCUUAUUUAAUAGGAAACGUUGUCUUUGUAGAAUGCGUUGAUCCUUUAAAAAUUUGCCUACCUGAUGUUGGUUGCUAUUUGGGCACGUUGAUGGCAAGUAUUAAUAAAAGGGAAAUAGAUGCAUUUCUAGGAAUCCCAUAUGCAUUUAAACCUGUUCGAUUUCGGGCAUCAAGACAUUAUUUUAGCAAUAAAACACACGAUGCUACGAAACCCCAAUGUGAUUGCAAGCACAAAAAUUAUCUUGUCCAUCAGAAACCGAUACUUGGCAGUGAAGAUUGUUUAUAUUUAAAUGUAUAUAGACCAUCUCUAAAAUAUUUCAAUACAAUACCCGUGAUAGUACAGUUCAAUGGUGUUGGUUUUUUUGCUGGAACAUCUAAUCCGCUUUUUACUGGGCCCGAUUACAUAAUGGAUAGGCAGGAUGUCAUUCUUGUAACGGUUUCCUAUCGAUUGGGUCCAUUUGGUUUUUUAGCAACUAGUGAUAAUGAAAUUCCCGGUAAUUUAGGCUUAAAAGAUCAACUUCUUGCCAUACAUUGGGUGUUCAAUCAUAUCGAACAUUUCGGUGGUGAUAAAUUUCGGAUUACACUGUUGGGACAAGGUUCAGGAGGAAUAUCAACUCAUAUGCACACGUUUAGUAGAGCAUCACGAGGUUUAUUUACUGGCAUUAUAUCAAUAAGUGGAACGGCCAAUUCAAUAUACGCCAUUGAUGAUGACCCUGAUUAUACGGCCAGACAAACCGCCAAAUAUUGUAAUGUAACAAAUUGGGAUAAAAUUAAUACGCGUAGGCUGCAUGAGAUCCUUGCAUUUAUGGACGCCGAUACUCUGCUUGAUGCCGGAGAUCAUUUAAAAUAUUGGAGUAUUGAUAGUUUUGCCACUUAUAGGCCAAUCGUUGAAUUAGAUAGGAGUGGUUCGUUCCUAGUAAAAAAUCCCAAAUGGUAUAUAGUCAAUGGUGAAAAUUGGCCAGUGGCUUCUAUGUUUGGUAUAGUACCGAAUGAGGGCGCUUUGCGUGCGGUGAAUAUUAUGGAAAAUGACAAUUUACGAAAUGAUUUCAAUAACAAAUUUUUAAAUUUAACGACAAUAAUGUUGGAACUUCCGAAAUCAUUUGAUGAUGAAAAGAAGCGUGUUCGGGUGAAAAUAUUAUUAGAUCACUAUAAUCAGACUCUUAAAUUAGAUGACAAAACAAUCUCAAAUUUUAUUCAACUUUUAUCAGAUCGUAUAUACUAUUAUCCUCUGUACAAUACUAUUAAGCAUUAUAUUGAAAGAAUCGAUCUACAUAAAUAUCCGAUUUAUUUUUAUAUUUUUAAUUUCGAUGGAGAAUCUUCAUAUGCUGAAACCUAUGCCAAUCGUCCAAUAAAGCGUGAUUAUCAAGUAGUUCACAGGGAUGAUCAAUUAUAUAUGUUUCGGACAUAUUUCCAAUUUCCGGAAGUUAAAAACAAUUCCGCCGAAGCUAAAAUGAUAAAUUUAUAUUCUCAAUUUGUAUCAAAUUUCGCUUAUCACAGACAACCACCUUUUCAUAAAAAUUUUACACGCUGCAACAGCUCUAAUUUUUUUAUAGCUUCGGGAAAAAUAUGCAAUUAUCAUGAAUUCGGAAGGGGUGAAGGUGAUUCUGUCAGGGUAACAGUUAAAAAUGAUUGGAGAACCGCUAAGAUGAGACUUUUAGAUGAAAUAAUAUUAUAAACGCAUAAACAUGUAAAUAAAUAAAUGUCUAGUCUAUAGACUAUUCUAUAGUCUAGCCUACACAUUAUUCUUUAAUCUACUCUAAAGAUUAUUAUUUAAUAUAUUGUCUAUAGUCU
Lucilia cuprina (Australian sheep blowfly) is the source of this 1922-nucleotide messenger RNA. Its product is annotated as juvenile hormone esterase-like. NCBI's taxonomy places the organism in Eukaryota, Metazoa, Arthropoda, Insecta, Diptera, Calliphoridae. The transcript has 5 exons. The coding region runs from base 100 to 1806 and encodes 568 amino acids. The record is from RefSeq and is a predicted model, not a curated record.